AAUAAAUAAAAUCCCUGACCCAAAGUGCAAAACCAAAAAGAUUUACACUUUACUGUAUCGCCUUACCUUACCUUACCUUACAUAUACUCCCCUAAUUAUCUGUUUUUCCCUCCCUUCCAUUUCGGCCUCUCUCUCUCUUCCCUUCUCUCUCUAACUCUAAUCAUAUAGAGAAUCAAUGGCCGCUUCUCAAGCAAGUCUCCUCCUGCAAAAGCAGCUGAGAAAUCUAUGCAAGAAUCCAGUUGAUGGAUUCUCUGCUGGUUUGAUUGAUGAAAAUAACGUGUUUGAAUGGAACGUUACAAUCAUAGGACCCCCUGAUACCUUAUAUGAAGGGGGGUUCUUCAAUGCCACCAUGAGCUUUCCACAGAAUUAUCCAGUGAGUCCUCCAACUGUCAGGUUUACCUCAGAGGUGUGGCAUCCGAAUGUUUAUGCCAAUGGAAAAGUUUGCAUAUCAAUUCUUCACCCACCUGGUGAUGACCCAAAUGGCUAUGAGCUUGCUACUGAGCGCUGGAGUCCAGUUCAUACAGUUGAGAGCAUUGUUUUAAGCAUCAUAUCAAUGCUUUCUAGUCCAAAUGACGAAUCUCCUGCAAAUGUUGAUGCUGCGAAACAAUGGAGAGAGAAUAGAGACGAGUUCAAGAAGAAAGUAAGCCGAUGCGUGAGAAAGUCACAAGAAAUGAUGUGACCCAGUGUUGCUGCGGUGCUUAUGGUAUCUGUAGUCAAGAGAAGCAGCAAUGAACUUUGUAGAAUUCCUUACACCUUUUGUUUUCAAUCCAUUAUAACCUUAGCUCUUUGUGCACAUGUUUUGAGUGACAAUUAUCAGUCUUAGAUAUUAAUAUUUUGGUUUAAA
Populus nigra (black poplar) is the source of this 844-nucleotide messenger RNA. RefSeq names its product ubiquitin-conjugating enzyme E2 7-like. Gene Ontology annotation, biological process: protein polyubiquitination; ubiquitin-dependent protein catabolic process. NCBI's taxonomy places the organism in Eukaryota, Viridiplantae, Streptophyta, Magnoliopsida, Malpighiales, Salicaceae. The record is from RefSeq and is a predicted model, not a curated record. The transcript is spliced from 6 exons. Gene Ontology annotation, molecular function: ubiquitin conjugating enzyme activity. The coding region runs from base 176 to 679 and encodes 167 amino acids.